Molecule: messenger RNA, 2963 nt
Organism: Saccostrea echinata
Lineage: Eukaryota; Metazoa; Mollusca; Bivalvia; Ostreida; Ostreidae
Exons: 15
Coding region: 134-2917 (927 amino acids)
Biological process (GO): toll-like receptor signaling pathway; immune response
Cellular component (GO): membrane
Molecular function (GO): transmembrane signaling receptor activity
Source: RefSeq, a predicted model, not a curated record
UAAGCGUUUUACUGCCGCUGUACUGUCAAAUGGCGGAUGGUGAAAUUCAUAAACAUAGCAAACGAAUUGGAAAUUCAACUCGUAGAACAACUCUGCAGUUAUAUUAAACCUUUAUAGCAUAUAAGGCGGAGAUAUGGCUACUAUGAAUUCUGGGCAUCACGGCAUGAAGAGGAUCUUUCGAAAAAUUAGCUACUGUUUUGUUUUCCUUUCGAGAAUUAAUGGCACCUUGCACGUGAGGAACCACUCUCAGCAGGUGUCACUGCAUCCCGCCCACAGUCCUGGCACCAAGCACACCAGUAAUUUUCGUGUAGCUAGCCUAUGUUUCCUGUUCCUGAGACGAUUACAUGCAUUUGAAGGAAGAUCAACCCAGAUUUCCUCAUCAUUCCACACAAAACAGAGCAGCAGGAAAAGGAAAAGUCUUCCUAGUGCUCCUAAGUGCACAUGCUGCAACCUGAAAACUGGGUCCACCACAAGUGAUGAGCAAACUAAAACCAUAUUGACACACACCUUACGCGAGUUGGUGCCCAAGCUCUCCAGGAUCUGUAUUGGACAGAACCCAUACAGUUCCAGCCAAAUCUGGACUGCAGACAAGAAACCCCCAGGGUGGCCAGCAGAAAAUGGGAUCAAAUGGAAGGACCCUAACAACAAUCCCAAAGAUUCCCUAGAAGUCCUGCAGAAGAAGAUGAGUGUCCUUCUAGAAAUGUGCAAGACCAAAAGCAUUCCCGUGGAGUACCAGAGAGAAAUAAAAGCAUACCUGAAUGUUUGUGAAGACCUUAAAUCCAAUGACACACCAGAUAUUUCUUCACUCCAGAUUUUGAGACAGCAGAGGAAGAAAUCCCAUGAGCUGGCUCUUGCUUGCAGACAUUUCUCUGAGAUGGUCAAAUGGCAUGGAGCCCCAGAAAGAUCCACAUUCCUUGAAAAUGAGUUGAUUAACCUGUGUCUGGUAUUGCAGAAGACCAAUGCAGACAGGAUGCUGAAUGCUCAGUUUGAAGAGGUUUAUUGUGCCAUUGCACAGGCUGAGGGAACCCAUGAAUCUCCAGGCGAGUUCAUGGAGCAGUUUAACUCCACCGGUCGUGGACCAGCAGAGAGAGUGGUCCAGAUGCCACAGUUUAAUUUGGGGAACUGUGGAUCAUUGGAGAGAGCUGCAUUCCAGAAUAACCACAUGCCGGCCUCCCUUCCACCCGUGCAUUCCCAGGUGACCACAUGCAGAUUCCCAAACUUCAACAGUAUGGAGGUCACAAUGACAGAUACUUCAGAGUUCCACAAUCCACAUGACAUGGAUUACCAGAUGGAUUACAUGGAUUGCGACAAGAGACCAGUGAGUGCUAACAGGAUGAUGAUAAACAAGAGAGUCCGCGGAAACAGAUCAGAUGGAAGUGAAAAUAUUCAUUUGAAAGCAGUGAAUGGACUUCACCUGUCUGAUGAAAAGUCUGCUCUUGCAUCUAAAUAUUGGUACUAUACAGAGUUUACUGAGCAUGCUCAGCAGGGCAUUAAUCUACAAUGCCAUCGCAAUGCUGCUGCCAGAUCUCAGGGAACAAACAUAACAUGGUACAAAGAUGGAAUUAAACUGCGCAAUGAUGAUGAAGAGUUGUUCAUUGGGGACCCUUUACUGAGGGACAAGGGCUGGUACAAUUGCUCCCUCUGGCAGCAAGGGGAGAUUAUUGACAGUUAUGCAAGGGAAAUAACUGUUGAUGAGAAAGUUCACAAGACAGCCCCAAGAGUUGUUGACGUUGAUCCUGUGAGUAGAGUGAAAUACAUUAGUAUAGGUGACAGCUUCAACAUCAGCUGUACAUUUUAUGUUGGGAUUCCUAACCAAAACAACCCACUGGGUUUUACUUUGGAGAGAUAUUGGUAUUUUAAUGGCACACAAGUUCCAGACACUCAGAAGACAACAUAUGGAAUUGGCACCAGUGAGAACAAGACUGAGAGUGUACUACUUCUUACAAUAAACAAUGCUACGGAAAAGGAUUUAGGUACAUAUCAGUGUUUUGGAGCCAAUGCUUUAGGAGAGGACCAUCAGAACAUCACUGUAGAGAUAGCUAAGCCAGCUGAUGAUAAAUCCCAGUCCAUACCAUUAUGGGCCAUUAUCAGUGUGGCUGCGGGGGGCAUUCUUAUUCUCCUUGCCCUAUCAAUCAUAGGGAUCGUGGUCAGGAAACGGCAUCAGGAAGAGAUGGAGUGGCCUACACCUGACAUGGAGCAUUAUGAUGUCCCUGUCUGUGAGUUGGAGUACGAUGUAUUCAUCUCCUACAGCAGUGAGGAUGAGGAUUGGGUAAAGGAGGAGCUAUUGAGGAACCUGGAGAAGGAGGGAUACAAAGUCUACAUUGACUUUAAGGACUUUGUACCAGGAAUGGCAAUUGCUGAAAAUGUGCUGGAUGCAGUUUAUAAGAGCAGAAAGACAAUUAUAGUCAUGUCCAAGAACUUUCUGAAGUCUAUGUGGGGACAGUAUGAAUUACAGCAGGCACACAACAAAGCCAUUGUCAAGAGAGAUGAUGUGUUGGUUUUGAUCAAAUAUGGAAAGUGUAAGGUUCCAGGCAAGCUGAUGGGAAAGACAUUCUUAGACUGGACUGACGCCAGUGUGAAGCCUCAUUUCUGGAGCAGACUAGCAGAUUUUCUGGGUAAGCCUGGAAAUUUCCGAGACAGCCUGGAAUCGUCAGAGGAGAGGACAGAAGAUCAUGGGAUGGACAUGGUCACCAAUAAGCUGACAAGAAUGACUUCUGACUACGACAGUGACUUUGUGGAUAUGGAAAGCUCUGAUGAUGUUUUCCUGUCAUCUGGUUCAGAGAGAAUAUUAGGGAUACAGAAGCAGAAGGUGCUGGCUGAUGACAGUGUGCCGUCUGCUGUUACACGCAACAGAGUGAGUACAGAGACAAACUCAAGAGUCAGUUGUGAUGAUGAAUUUCAGAGGUUGAUUCCUUAAUUAUGCAAAUUUAUGCAAGAAUGAAUCUGCAGGGUUGUCCCUAAGA